This is a messenger RNA of Phascolarctos cinereus (koala), 3800 nucleotides long. It is a transcript of the gene FAM171B, whose product is annotated as family with sequence similarity 171 member B. The record is from RefSeq and is a predicted model, not a curated record. NCBI's taxonomy places the organism in Eukaryota, Metazoa, Chordata, Mammalia, Diprotodontia, Phascolarctidae.
UGCGCGUGUCUUAGUGUGUGUGUGAGUGUGUGUGUGUGUGCCUGUGCAUGUGUAUGUGUUUGUGAGCGGGCUCCCAAGUGUCCACGGGCCAGUGAGGCGGGGGAGCAGGCAGCCCGGCCGCUGUCGCUGCCUCUGCCGCCUCCGCCCAGAGAGCUGCCCCUCUGUCGCAAUAUGCCUCCUCUGCCCUCUGGCUUUUCGCCAUGUCGAGGAUUUGCGGGAGCUUUCCCUUCACUCUGCUCUUAGGUCUAGCCGCGGUGCUGCUGAAAGGGCGGCUUGUCCCCGCAGCCUCGAGAGCCGAGCCCAGCCGCUCCGACCUGAGCCUGAUCCAGCAGCAACAACAGCGGCAACAACAGCAGCAGCAACAGCAACAGCAGCGGGAGGAAGAGGAGGAGAACAGGCCAGAGGUGCCGGGAGCAUCCUCUACCCUAUCCAGUUCAGUAUCUCUGUUUUUAUUGAAAGUCCAUGUGAAUGAUAUCAUCAGUCGUCAGUACCUACGCCAAGCAGUUGUAGAAGUCUAUGUGAAUUACACAAAGACAAAUUCUACUGUAACUGGAAAUAAUGGAGCAGUAUUAAUAAAAGUUCCCUAUAAAUUAGGUGUCAGCUUGACUAUCACAGCUUACAAAGAUGGCUACCUGCUAACACCAUUACCUUGGAAGACCAGAAGAAUGCCAAUAUAUUCAUCAGUGACACUUUCACUGUUCCCUCAAAGUCAAGCUAACAUAUGGCUAUUUGAAGAUACUGUUUUAGUUACUGGAAAAUCAUCUGAUGCCAAAUCUCAACCAAGUGUACAGUUUCCAAAGGGUUUAAUUAAACUUCCCAGCAGCCAUCAUAUUAGUAAUGUCACGGGCUAUCUUACAGUGCUACAACAGUUUCUGAAAGUAGACAAUUUUCUUUACACGACGGGAAUUCUUCUUAAUAAAUCAGGUUUUAAAAGCAUUGAAUUGACUCCUCUUGCUGCAAUAUGUGUGGCUAUAUAUUCUGGUGGAAAAGAACUAAAUGUGGAUGGCUCUAUUCAAAUUACCCUCCCUCUUGUAGACCCAAACACUGCAAAGGCAGGGGAUGCUCUACCUGCUUGGACAUUUGAUAUGAAAACUGGUGCUUGGGCAAAUCGUGGCUUGGGAAUGGUCAAGCAAUUUAAUGACCAUUUAGUAUGGACAUAUAUGGCUCCACAUUUAGGCUACUGGAUUGCAGCACCACUUCCUGGAACCAGAGGUUCACUUGUAAGUGAAGUCUCCAAGGAUAUCACUGCCUACCACACGGUAUUUCUGACAGCCAUAUUGGGAGGUACAGUUGUCAUUCUCAUUGGCUUUUUUGCUGUUCUUCUUUGUUAUUGCAGGGAUAAAUGUGGUGGAUCACAAAAAAGGGAAAGAAAUGCCACUAGACUUGAGGUCCUUAAGAAGGACCAGACUACAUCAACAAGUCACAUAAACCAUAUAAGUUCAUUGAAGAGUUCAUUAAAAGCUGAGGACAGAUUGCAGUUGUACCACUCUAAGAAUUCCCCAUACAAUCCUCGCAAAAAGGAUUCUACAAAGUCAGAACCUGAAGACAGAGUCCCUACAGUGAAAACUCGGGACAGUUUUAAAAUCUACAAUGAAGAAGUUUCAUUUCUGUCAGCCAAUCACAAAAGUCAUUCAAGAAACUCAAGCCAGUCAUUAGAGCACAAUGCUGCAUCCAGACAGAUAGUGCAGCCAAAACACAGUAAUAGCAAUGUCUCUCCAUCUACAGGUGAUACUCAAGAGCAAAACAGGUAUCUUUCAGUAAAUGAAGAAAUGUAUGGACUUUCUCAUAUACCGGAACAACUGAUGCAUAUCUAUAGCCAGCCAAUUGCCAUCCUUCAAACAUCUGACCUUUUUCACUCUCCAGAACAGCUGCAUUCUGCUAAGUCAGCCACUUUGCCCAGAAAGGGACAGGUAGUCUAUGGCCAACUGAUGGAGCCAGUAAACCGGGAAAACUAUACCCAGACAUUACCCAAAAUGCCAGUGCAUUCUCAUUUGCAGCCACCUGCCACAAGAGAGGAGAAAAUUACACCUGAAGUUCAACAAAGCUUACCAUCCCAAACUUCAGACUGGAGUCGGUAUUCCAAUAGCUUAUUAGAGUCAGUCUCUGUUCCAGGGACACUGAAUGAAGCUGUUGUGAUGACUCCAUUUUCAUCUGAACUUCAAGGCAUUUCAGAGCAGACACUAUUAGAGCUGUCCAAAGGAAAGCCCUCACCACACCCCAGAGCCUGGUUUGUUUCUCUGGAUGGAAAGCCAAUUGCUCAAGUAAGGCAUUCCUUUAUAGAUCUGAAAAAGGGCAGAAGAACCCAAAGUAAUGACACCAGUCUGGACUCUGGAGUGGACAUGAAUGAACUUCACUCCAGUAGAAAACUUGAGAGGGAGAAAACAUUCAUUAAAAGCCUGCAUCAACCUAAGAUCCUUUAUUUAGAAGAUUUGGAUCUCAGCAGCAGUGAAAGCGGAACCACUGUUUGUUCCCCUGAGGAUCCAGCUUUAAGGCACAUUCUAGAUGGAGGGAGUGGGACUAUCAUGGAACAGCCUGUGGAAGAGUCACCAAGAAGAAAAAGCACAGCUGAAGAUUUGGAAGCCAAUAUGUCCCCCACCAAAAAAAGGGGCAGAAUUGCAUUGGCUAAAAAAGAUAGUAAAACUAAUAUCUGGAAGAAGAGAGAGGAAAGGCCACUCAUUCCCAUAAAUUAACCCAUUAACUUUCCCUGGAAGCUCCUGAGCUGUCUUAAGUCUUGUAAAAUGGAAUGUGAAUUCCGUAAAGAGUAGCUGAGCUAUUUCUUAGGUGUAUGUUCAAGGUAAGAACUGCAGCUUUGACUUCAAAAGGAGUAGCAGAUGGUAAAGUGUACAAUAUAAUUUGCUACUCAGAGAAAACCACUGAGGAAAGCUUUGUUGCCAAUCUGUUUUACUCUCUAAUUGUUUUCUUCUUUUAUUAGUGAUGAGGAAGUUCAAAUUACAAAAUAGCCUCAAUGUAUUUGUAUUGCAGGCAUUUUGCCGAGGCUGACAAAUGUGUGCUCCUAAAGUGAUUCCCAAAAUGUUGCCCUUGCCUGGAAUGACAUUUUAAAAUAUUCCCUUCUGCAAUCUUGUGAAAUGCCCAGAGUCUUAUCACCUUGUUCUCUGCUUAUGCUUUAAAAUAACUUGAUAGAUGUUUUGGACUGAUAUUAUUCUAGAGUAAAAGUGAAACAGAAUUUUUCUUUAGUGUGAUUUGCAGCAUGUAUAGUGUAUUAUUCCUCAAAAUAAUCCCACCCCUAACUCACCUAAAUUGGGCCGGUGGUUACUUGGUAGAAUUGCUUAGAGAGGAAAAUGCCCUGUAUUCUGAUAAUUGAAAAUAAUAAUUAUGAUUAUUUUUUAUCUUUUUCUCUUGAUAAGUGAAUUGAGGUAAAUGUCAAGGAAUUUUCUUUUCACCCAACCCAAGCAGUUUCAAAUUUUAUUUUCUUAUAACAUGUUUAUUUCAUUAAUGCUAAAAAUCAGUUUCUGAAAGAAUGUAUUAUUUAAGCUCCUUCAAACUCAGCCAUAGUGAGGUUGUCAAGUUAUAGUCUCAAUCAAUGAAAAAACUUUUCAUGAAUACUACAAAUUUAACUUAAAAUUUCAUUUAAAAGAAGAAAAUAAACUUUUGAAAUAUUGUGGUAAAGUUAAUUUUCUCAGAUGGGAUAUUGUAUCUUGGCUAGCAGAAAAAUGAUGCAGUUUUCCACAUACUCUAAAAAUAUCUUCAAAAUACUAGUUAUCUGGGGGCAGCUUGGUGGCACAGUGGAUAGAGCACUGGCCCUGGAGUCAGGAAGGCCUAAGUUCAAAUCCAACAUCAGA